UGCUUGAUAUGUUGUCCAUCCAGAAUAUACUCAAUUUAUAAUGUUGAUAUAUAAAAUCAAAGCGCAUUUCUCUCAGAUAUUUAGACCUAGAUCUAGACUCUAUGGGGUUUUUUUUUCUUUUUUACUCUAUGACCUUGCGUCCUCAUUUCUUUCGACCUUCGACUUGACUUCGAAGUUCGAAGCGAAGAAGACGGAGAUUGGUGCUCACCCCGCAUAGAAGAGCUAUCACGCCACAAGGGUUAUGUCCCUUCCCGUUUGCGACUUUGCGAUGAAUGAGGCCACCCUGCUGUCCGCCCUCAGAUCAGAUUGACUCUCUACUCUCUAGGCCUAGGCAAGUCUCUAUCAUAGCCCUUGGGCCCUUUCUACCAGUCAGCAGAUUGCAUCAAACUGUUUUUAUAGAGGCUUCCAGUUACCAUCCAUGGAGACGACAUUUGACCAGGCCAUUAUCUUUCUUCCAUGUUGUUGGAACUGGUUCUUCUAUGCACAUUAUAAGACUAAAACUUUACAGUAAACGAUGGUGCAGUUAGCUCCAGCUGCCGACACACCACAACAGAGUAAGACGUCUGUGGCUGUGAAAACUUUUAUAUCUGGAGGUAUUGCUGGAUGCUGUGCCAAGACUGCUGUGGCCCCUCUAGACAGAGUCAAGAUCUUGCUCCAAGUUCACAAUGAACAUUACAAACACUUAGGGGUGUUUUCUACAGUGAAACAUGUCAUCAAGAAAGAGGGAGUCCUGGGAUUGUACCAAGGCAAUGGGGUGCAGAUGAUGAGGAUCUUCCCUUAUGCUGCCAUUCAGUUUUUAAGUUACGAGCACUUGAAACAGGCUGCAAAGAAUGUGCCAUUCCUUCACCACUCUCCACAUCUGACGAAGCUGAUCUGUGGCUCCCUAGCCGGUCUGACGGCUGUCAUCAUCACGUACCCUUUGGAUAUAAUACGUGCCCGUCUGGCGUUUCAAGUCAAGGGGGAAGCAAUUUACAGUGGAGUCAUGCACACUGUGAAAAGCAUUCGACACCUGGAGGGUGGCACCAGAGGGCUGUAUCAAGGCAUUGUGCCCACCUUCCUUGGCAUGGCCCCUUAUGCUGGUCUUUCCUUCAGCAGUUUUGAGAUGCUGAAAAAUCUGGCCUUGGACGUGUUCCCUGACCUACUGGGCAAACCAUGUCCUCAAAACACUGGGGGGCUCGUUCUCAUCCUGCCCGCAAAGCUCAUCUGUGGUGGUCUUGCUGGGGCCAUCGCUCAGACCAUUUCGUACCCUCUAGAUGUUGUGCGGCGCAGGAUGCAGCUUUCUGGAAUGAUCUCUAAAGACCAACAGACUUAUCUGGCCUACCCACGGAGUUGGCUAGAGGUGUUGCGAGAAGUCUAUCGAGAGAACGGUAUAGUCAAGGGCCUGUACAGAGGCCUGAGCAUCAACUACAUCCGCAUCAUGCCCACUGUUGCCAUCUCUUUUGCCGCUUACGAGACGGCCAAACAGACAUUCGGAUUGGAUACCGGUGUGGACAGAUGAUAACUGUCGACUCGUAGGGUUUGCUUGUAUAAUAGGUCAUUGUUGAAGUGUAUGUAGAUAAAGUGAGAGAUUUAUAUAAGGAUUUGCUUUUUGUCAAAGGGGCUUUAGAUUUGUUUUAGGUAGGUCCAUGGAUGCUCCAUUACUCUCUCUGUCCUUGUUCUUUGUUCCACAACUUUUUCACAUUACUAUCUCACUAUUGGCUCAUUUGGUAUCAUGCUGGACGACCGAACAGAUUGCCUUGGUUCAGAUCCCCAGGGGGGCGUUCUGAACUUGGACUGUUUUUUGGGGGAAUGGCUCUGCACCCAUUCUGGGUCAGUCCUAUCAGAGGAGAAUGUUAUAUUUGGAGGUUCCGCCUCUUAAAUAUCUUAUAGUGUUGAAAGGGGCAUUGAACCUGCACAAUGACAUUCUGAUGUUUUAGAUGUUUUAUUGCCACAGAAACAUGCAAAAAUUAUCCUGGCACAUGGCAAAGCUCAGGGUUUUUUUUUUCUUGUUUUUUUCAUGGUUUUUCUAUAUUUUCCUCAUUUGAGUUAUUCUUCAUCUUUGAAGUUCCAUUAAUCUCUUUCCUCACCACAGCGUCAGAAGAAAAUCGGUGAGCAUCUCCUCUCCCCUAAUUUUUUUCUGUUUUAGUGAUUUGGCUUCUCCGGAAAUAUUUUACAAAAUGAAAUGAUUUCAAAGGUUCCAAACAAACUUUGUAACUAUGAUAAUUGUCUUGUGAAAACCUCUAUCUUUCAUUAUUCACAGUAAUGUGUGAGUGUAGGACGUACAUUCCAAGACAGGAAGGACAUUGCAGUCUCAUAAAAAAGCUUUGACAGAAUUUGAGGAUUUGUGCACAAAUAAGAUAGAUUUUAGAUGUGCUUUGAGACACACAGUAAUGUAACCCUAUCUGUAUGUUGUGUUUUACUAUCGUAUCCAUACGACGUGGGGAACUCUGUGCCACCCCACCACUUUCCAAGGAGGAAAUUUACUGGUUGAUCCGAUAUGUACGCUUUGCAUAGCAGUCUGUCAAAAUAAUUUUUGUUAAAAAAUACUAAAAGUUUUAAAGAGAUAUUCGUACAAGAAGUAUUCUAAAAUGUGAAGAAUACAACCCUAGGGGUAUAAAAUGACCCCAGGGCGUACGGAUAGAGUUAAAUGAUAUUGUUAUUUUAAGCUUUUCCAGGAAGACUAUAAAUGCAUGUCUCAUAUUAUUUUUAAAUUGUUUUUGCAGUAGUUUACAAAGCAAAACUGAAAAAAAAAAGAUUGUCCACUCAAUUUGGUCAGAUCUGUUAGAUAUGAGCAUAUCAUAGCACAAAUGUUGGUGUGUUGAAGGAUAGAUGUUCAGGAAGCUCAUGUUCUGGAUGCAGUUCUGUUCACUUGUUUGAUGCAUUACAGGUACUGUGGUAAAGAAAUGUUGUAGGCCUAUAAUAAGUGUAAAUAGAUGAUGGAUUUUGUGAGUCUUUUACACUCUUUACUUUUGUAAAUGUAUUAUUGAAAUAGUGUAAUUUUUCAGACAAAUGCAAGUUUUCUACAUUGCAAUGUGAUGUUCGCUGCAUAAAGUUUUACAGUGCCAAGUUAUUAAUUUUAGUUCCACAAAAGUUAAUAAAAGGAUGCUUUUCACUUACGAGAAAUGUAUCUGUAUGAUGGAUAGUUAAUGGUAUUUAUGCAAGUUACCUCUUCAGAAAAGUUACGAAUUGUUGCAGUUUUUUUCUUUGCUUUUGUUGUUGAUUUUUUUUUAAUGACUGUAAAA
Aplysia californica (California sea hare) is the source of this 3221-nucleotide messenger RNA. Its product is annotated as graves disease carrier protein. Bases 515 to 1498 code for a protein of 327 amino acids. Lineage: Eukaryota; Metazoa; Mollusca; Gastropoda; Aplysiida; Aplysiidae. Gene Ontology annotation, cellular component: mitochondrial inner membrane. The transcript has 9 exons. Gene Ontology annotation, biological process: transmembrane transport. The record is from RefSeq and is a predicted model, not a curated record.